Ceratitis capitata (Mediterranean fruit fly) is the source of this 1619-nucleotide messenger RNA. RefSeq names its product phosphoribosyl pyrophosphate synthase-associated protein 2. Gene Ontology annotation, molecular function: magnesium ion binding; ribose phosphate diphosphokinase activity. Gene Ontology annotation, biological process: 5-phosphoribose 1-diphosphate biosynthetic process; purine nucleotide biosynthetic process. The coding region runs from base 302 to 1492 and encodes 396 amino acids. NCBI's taxonomy places the organism in Eukaryota, Metazoa, Arthropoda, Insecta, Diptera, Tephritidae. Gene Ontology annotation, cellular component: cytoplasm; ribose phosphate diphosphokinase complex. The record is from RefSeq and is a predicted model, not a curated record. The transcript has 9 exons.
UCUUCACUGCGUACAGUGCAUUUUCGUGAAAAUUUUGCUGCUGCGUAUUAAGAAAACAUUUUUAAUUGAGUUUUAAUUUUUGUGUUUUUGUUUUCAGUUGAAUAAAUAUCUACCACAUACAUAUAUUUAUAUAUAUAUAUAUAUAGAUAUAUACAUAAAACCAUCUACUUAUAUAAAUACAAUUAAAAGUUCAAAUACUGAAAGUGUGGAAAGGAAAGGAAUUUGAAAGGAGACAGAAAAAACACAGAAAAACAGGAUAUCAAGACAACAAUUUUGAGAAAAUUUAAGGAUAUUUUGCAAUAUGCUACUCAACCGAAACAAAUUGGGCAGCGUGCGUCCACCAAAACGUUGCAGAAGCGAAAUGGAUACUUCAUCCGCUUCGGAUAUUGUCCUUAUCCAUGGCAAUUCACAUCCUGAUCUUGCCAAUAAAGUGGCCGAGCGCAUGGGUAUAAAGAGCGGUGGCUGCUCGGUAUUCCACAAAACGAAUCGUGAGACAAUGGUGGAAAUUGGCGAUUCGGUGCGUGGCAAGGAUAUCUACAUCAUACAAACGGGCACUAAAGAUGCCAAUAACAACAUUAUGGAAUUGCUGAUUAUGGCAUAUGCUUGUAGAACAUCAUCGGCGCGCUCGAUUGUUGGUGUUAUACCAUAUUUACCCUAUUCGAAACAAUGCAAAAUGCGUAAACGUGGUUGUAUCGUGUCGAAAUUAUUGGCGAAGAUGCUGUGUACCUCUGGCUUAACGCAUAUUAUCACAAUGGAUUUGCAUCAGAAAGAAAUACAAGGAUUUUUCGAUAUACCAGUUGAUAAUUUGCGCGCAUCACCAUUUCUAUUGCAAUAUAUACAGGAGAGUAUUCCUGAUUAUCGCAAUUCAGUGAUUGUGGCACGUAAUCCCAAUAGCGCCAAGAAGGCGACAUCUUAUGCCGAACGUUUGCGUUUGGGAAUUGCUGUUAUACACGGCGAACAAAAGGAAGCCGAGAGUGAUGAAGUCGAUGGGCGUUAUUCGCCGCCACCAGUUAGUACAUAUAGCGAUUUGAUAGGAAAUACAGUUGAAAUGUGCUCCUGUUCUCCUAGCAGCAACAACAGAACGCGUACGAUCAGCGUAUCGGUAGGCGUGCCGGAGCAUCCGCCAAAGGUUAAGCCGCCACUAACCAUCGUCGGUGAUGUCAAGGGACGCAUAGCGAUUAUGGUGGAUGAUCUUAUUGACGAUGUGCAGGCAUUCGUUGAUGCGGCAGCUUUGUUGAAGGAGAAUGGCGCUGGCAAAAUUUAUUUACUAGCUACACAUGGUCUACUCAGCUCAGAUGCGCCCAGACUGAUUGAGGAAUCGCCAAUUGAUGAGGUUGUUGUUACCAAUACCAUUCCACAUGAGAUACAAAAGUUGCAGUGUCAUAAAAUCAAAACAAUUGACAUCUCCAUACUCAUCGCCGAGGCUAUACGUCGUAUACACAAUAAGGAGUCUAUGUCAUAUCUGUUCCGUAAUGUAACGCUCGAGGAUUAAAUGUGAUUUUCAAAACAAUGGCAAAUUAAUUAUGAAUGGAAGCGUAUAGUGAUAAUGAUAAUUAUGAGGAAAGGUCAUUAUUAUUUUCAUUAUUAUUAUUAUUAUAAUAUAAGACUUUUUGUUUUGU